AUGUCCCUUCCUAAGAAUAAUCUAGAUGAUGUUCUCAAGCGCCGGUCGGCUACAAUCAACUCUCCAGCUCCAACAUCGCAUACGUCUCUAACUGCUCCCACCAAGCAUAAGUUCAAACCGGCCCGGUCGCUUCAAGAGCAGCAGAACUUGCCUGCUCGCAAAGCUGCUUCCACCCUAGCUACUUUUGCGACAUCUGGUUUCAAUCAACGCUUGGCGUCAACUAAGCCCACACCGGCGAAAGAGACAUCGACGUCACGAACCGGCUCAGAACAGGGCAGAUAUGCACCCUCGACUCCUGGGCCAUCCCGCUCUUCAGUCAAGCGUUCGUCUUCGGAUGGCUCGCUUCCACAAGACUUGUCGCCAUCGAUAAAGAGACAGAGGAAGGAGAGGGAAUCGGAGAAGGAGAAUAUUUCUGGAGAUGGAGAAGUGACUCGGGCAUACGAUCUCUCUGAUUUCAUGCACUUGAGCGAGGAUGACCCAAUUCUGAUUCCCGCCCAAGUCAGCCGUGUGCGACGAGAAGAGAUUCUUAACACUCCUGUGGGACAACCAUCCUCGGCGGAAUCCGUUGCUCUGCCAAUCGAAGAACUACAUAGGGCGGACACCGCGACCCUGAAAGGAUGGCUUGAGUUCAACAAAGAGGAGCUAUUGAAACGCCAGCAAGAUUGCAUUGACCAGUUCAGGUCCUCUUCCAAGCAUACUGACUUGGCCCUGCUAACGGGAAUAUGCAACUUCAUCAGGAAGCGGAUCGACGACAUAGAUGCUGUUAUCCAGAGUCGGAAGAACAGCAUGGGGAUAUCAGAUUCGUCGGCCCAUUCACCAGCUUCGUCGAUAACCGCUUCCGACGCGGAUGGUCGGACAUCGCCCCCAGGCCGAUCCUACGACGUGCCGAUCGUCGUGGACGAAGCUGACCCUUCGGCGAAGCCUGGUCAAAGACCAUUAGGCAAAUUCCCCACUUUUGCGGACCUACAACGCCCUCAGGUAGAGCGCGUGGAAAACCUUGGAAGUGACGAUGAACUGUGGGCCACCGUCGACGGAAAUGGCGACGAUGGACAACCUCCUCAACUUCACGGCUCAUCGUCAGUGACAGCAACUGCCAGAGCGGAAAGUCGGGUUGAUACAUCCGCCGGGUCUGAAUCGGUCACUGGCACUUCAGUACUUAAGAC
Punctularia strigosozonata HHB-11173 SS5 is the source of this 1163-nucleotide messenger RNA. RefSeq lists its product as uncharacterized. The annotation marks the transcript as partial. The record is from RefSeq and is a predicted model, not a curated record. The transcript is spliced from 6 exons. NCBI's taxonomy places the organism in Eukaryota, Fungi, Basidiomycota, Agaricomycetes, Corticiales, Punctulariaceae.